AUGGUCCGCCUCGCGACUUCCCUGGUCCUAGCGGCCUCCCUGUCCGCCUCGGUCCUCGCCGCCGACUCCAUCACCUGCUCCGCCAGCAGCCAGUGCCCAGAGGACAAGCCGUGCUGCUCUCAAUAUGGUGAGUGCGGUACUGGCGCCUACUGCCUCGGUGGCUGCGACGUUCGUUACUCCUUCGCGCUCGACUCGUGCGCCCCGAUGCCUAUCUGCGAGUCCAAGUCCUACACCUGGGACAGCAUGGACAACAUGGCCCUCAACACCAAGUACCUCGGUGAUGCCUCCAAAGCCGACUGGGUCUACUCCGGCUUCCCCAAGAUCCAGGAUGGCUCCAUGCUCAUGACCAUGCCCAAGAACACUGUCGGCACGCUGAUUGCCAGCUCCCACUACAUCUUUUACGGCAAGGUCUCGGGCAAGUUCAAGAGCUCGCGUGGUGACGGUGUGGUUUCCUCUUUCAUCCUGAUGUCUGACGUCCAGGACGAGAUUGAUCUGGAGUGGGUUGGCGCCGACUUGACCAACGUGCAGAGCAACUACUACUGGCAGGGUGUUCUGAACUGGCACCACAGCCAGAACCUGACCAUCCCCGGCGGCGACUCCUUCGACGACUGGCACACCUACGAGCUCGACUGGAGCCCUGACCAGCUGACCUGGAGCGUCGACGGCAACGUGCAGCGCACAUUGACCAAGGCUUCCACCUACGACUCGAGUACCAACCAGUACAAGUACCCUCAGACCCCCGCGCGCCUUCAGUUUUCCAUCUGGCCCGCUGGUGCGUCUAGCAGCGCCCCCGGCACCAUCGCUUGGGCCGGUGGUGCCAUCGACUGGAACAGCCCGGAUAUCCAGCAAUACGGUUAUGACUUUGCGACCAUUGGCGAUGUCAACGUCGAGUGCUACAGCGUCCCCUCCGGCACGGAGCAGUCCGGCGACAACGCCUACAUCUACACCAGCACUGAUUCCAUGCAGAGCGAUGUCGCCAUCGUCAACAACUCGACUAUCCUGAGCUCCAUGGGCGCUACUGGCUCUGACCCUUCUCUGGGUGCUAGCGCCAGCGGUUCUUCUGCUUCUGCUUCUGCUUCCGCUUCUGACAGCGUUCCCUCCUCUUCGAGCGGCGGUGCUGGCGAGCACUCUGGCAGCGGUGGCUCGAGCUCGUCUUCGGGCUCUUCUACCAGCGGCAGCGGCAGCGGCAGCGGUAGCGGUACAUUCAGCCAGAACGGCAACAGCGGCUCUGGCUCUGGCUCUGGCUCCGGCUCUGGCCAAGGCAACGCUGCUCCCAGCCAGAACGAGCGCGUCCUGCGGGGCUCGCUCUUCGCUGUCCUGGUUGCUGUCGUGGUCCUGGUGACGCUGUAA
Messenger RNA from Penicillium riverlandense, 1350 nucleotides. RefSeq names its product putative cell wall glucanase (Utr2) (gene utr2). The record is from RefSeq and is a predicted model, not a curated record. Gene Ontology annotation, molecular function: hydrolase activity, hydrolyzing O-glycosyl compounds; glycosyltransferase activity; chitin binding. The coding region runs from base 1 to 1350 and encodes 449 amino acids. Lineage: Eukaryota; Fungi; Ascomycota; Eurotiomycetes; Eurotiales; Aspergillaceae. Gene Ontology annotation, cellular component: fungal-type cell wall. Gene Ontology annotation, biological process: fungal-type cell wall organization; carbohydrate metabolic process. The transcript is spliced from 3 exons.